AUGCUCAGCUCCACCGACGCUGACGCUACUGCUGGCCCCACUCGCAUAAAGUGGACACGCCUUGCUCUCUCUGGUGAUAACUAUGAUUGCUGGGAUGCUUAUCUCUACCUUGCUGCCCUCGGUGACUAUGAAUGGGACCUCAACCCCAUUCUUAACUACUGUGAGCUACUUAAGCCAACCCUUCUACCUGGUACUAAACCUGUUCCGUAUGAACCCUUCAAGAAGGUUGACAGCACCACGGAAUUCCGUAACCGGAAGUAG
Messenger RNA from Sphaeroforma arctica JP610, 261 nucleotides. RefSeq lists its product as hypothetical. The record is from RefSeq and is a predicted model, not a curated record. The transcript has a single exon. Lineage: Eukaryota; Ichthyosporea; Ichthyophonida. The coding region runs from base 1 to 261 and encodes 86 amino acids.